AAUUCAAACUUUUCACAAAGCCACACAAUUUCACAAGCUUUCAACUUUCAUAGUUUCACUCAUUCCCCAUUCUCUGUUUCCCAUGUUUAUAAAAAUGUUCAUGUGAUUGGAGCAACAAGAAGAAAGCUUUUCCACUUUUUUUUUUUCUCUACCCAUUGCGCAAGUUUCGUAUUUCUCUUCACAAAGCGGAACACCAAUGAAGAGGGGUAGUAAACUAGACCCGUUUGUGAAACCCAACAGGCUCACACUUUUUCACAUUUUCAUGGUGGUGUUGCUCGUUUACUUGCUCUUCAUGAGCUUUGAAAUCGUUGUCGUGUUCAUAGCUGGGCUUGGAUUAAAAAAUAGCACCGUUUUCCUCACUGACGCAGUGUCGAUGCCUGUGUCGCUGUCCCUUGAAGAAUUGCACAAGGGACUCAAAAUUCGAGGACCCAGAGGGCUAAAGUUGGAGAAAGUCUCCACUUUGAGGUUCAACAAGAGCUUCACCGAGGGUUUGAAACUGCACAAGGUGGCGCGACAUGCAUGGGUGGCAGGGGAGAAGCUUUGGAGGGAAAUGGAGAAUGAGAAAACAGAGAACUUGAGGAACAUGUUUAAGGUUAUCGGAAAUGGGUCGGACUCAUGCCCAGAAUCGAUUUCCAUUUCAGGGGUGGAGUUCCAAGAGAGGUUUAAGGGGGUGAUGGUGUUGCCGUGCGGGCUAAAACUUUGGUCGCACGUGACUGUGGUGGGUACACCGCGAUGGGCACGUGCUGAAAGGGACCCUAAGAUAGCGAUUGUGAGGGAUGGGGAUGAGGCAUUGAUGGUGUCUCAGUUCAUGAUAGAUUUGCAAGGGUUGAAGGUCGAUGAGAAAGAGGAGCCUCCAAGGAUUUUGCAUUUCAAUCCAAGGUUGAGAGGGGAUUGGAGUGGGGAGCCUGUGAUUGAGCAGAACACUUGUUAUAAGAUGCAAUGGGGUUCUGCUCUCAGGUGUGAGGGGUGGAAGUCUCACACGGAUGAGGAAACUGUUGAUGGGCAUGUGAAAUGUGAAAAGUGGAUUCGUGAUAACAAGCAGCAUUUUGAAGAGUGGAAGGAAACAUGGUGGCAAAACAGAUUGAUAGGAAGAAAAAAUGAGGCGACUGUAGAUUGGCCAUAUCCUUUUGCAGAGGGCAAGUUAUUUGUUCUGACAAUAAGUGUUGGCAUAGAAGGUUACCAUGUUAGUGUGGACGGGAGACAUGUGACAUCUUUUCCCUAUCGCGUGGUGGGUACACUAAUCAAUAAUCAUAUCUCCAUGCAUUCUGUAUUUGUUGCUUCCUUACCUACAACACAUCCUAGUUAUGCUCCACAGAUGCAUCUUGAAUUGUUUCCUAAGUGGAAAGCUUCUCCUCUUCACAAUGUGAAUGUGGAGCUUUUCAUUGGUAUUCUUUCUGCUGGAAACCAUUUUGCUGAUCGGAUGGCAGUAAGGAAGUCCUGGAUGCAACAUAAACUAAUCAAAUCUUCUCAUGUCGUGGCUCGAUUUUUUGUGGCCUUGCAUGCAAAGAAGGAUAUAAAUGUGGACAUAAAGAAAGAAGCAGAGUAUUUUGGUGAUAUUGUUAUAGUCCCAUACAUGGAUCAUUAUGACCUUGUUGUGUUGAAAACCAUAGCUAUAUGUGAAUAUGGGAUUCAUACUGUGGUUGCCAAGUAUAUCAUGAAAUGCGAUGAUGACACAUUUGUGAGAGUGGAUUCUAUCUUAAACGAAGCAAGACAAGUUCAAAGGAGAAGUCUCUACAUGGGAAAUAUGAAUUACCACCAUAGGCCUCUUCGCUAUGGGAAAUGGGCUGUAACUUAUGAGGAAUGGGUAGGCAAAGAAUAUCCUAUCUAUGCUAAUGGUCCAGGCUACUUAAUCUCAGCUGACAUUGCUCAAUUCGUUGUAUAUGAAUUUGAGAAGCGUAGAUUAAAGUUAUUUAAAAUGGAGGAUGUGAGCAUGGGAAUGUGGGUGGAGCAGUUCAACAACUCAGGACCAGUAGAGUAUGUGCACAACUUGAAGUUCUGCCAAUUUGGGUGCUAUUAUGAUUACUACACUGCACAUUAUCAAUCACCACGACAAAUGAUAUGCAUGUGGGAAAAAUUGCGACAUCAAGGAAAACCACUUUGUUGCAACAUGAGAUGACACAUGAAGUAGGUAUAAGUGAUGUAUACAAUAAGGAAAAAAGAAUUAUGCACAACUAGUUAGGAGUAUAUGAUUAUAAUAUAUCUCUGUAGUUACGUAAAUUUUUUUUAGGAUAAAACUUA
Molecule: messenger RNA, 2238 nt
Organism: Cajanus cajan (pigeon pea)
Lineage: Eukaryota; Viridiplantae; Streptophyta; Magnoliopsida; Fabales; Fabaceae
Product: hydroxyproline O-galactosyltransferase GALT4-like
Cellular component (GO): Golgi membrane
Molecular function (GO): hydroxyproline O-galactosyltransferase activity
Source: RefSeq, a predicted model, not a curated record